Alosa alosa (allis shad) is the source of this 3009-nucleotide messenger RNA. Its product is annotated as forkhead box protein P2-like. NCBI's taxonomy places the organism in Eukaryota, Metazoa, Chordata, Actinopteri, Clupeiformes, Clupeidae. The transcript has 16 exons. Gene Ontology annotation, biological process: regulation of transcription by RNA polymerase II. Gene Ontology annotation, cellular component: nucleus. Gene Ontology annotation, molecular function: RNA polymerase II cis-regulatory region sequence-specific DNA binding; DNA-binding transcription repressor activity, RNA polymerase II-specific. The record is from RefSeq and is a predicted model, not a curated record. Bases 247 to 1782 code for a protein of 511 amino acids.
UUAGCCUCCUCACUCAUGUUCUCAGUGCUACCUGUGCAACGGCCCACUGGAUGAGAGGCUGUUGCAUCAUCACAGUCAGAUGUGUUGGAGGAGCCAGGCCAUCUCAUUGGGUUUGACUGUGACGGAGAAAAAGAGUGGAGUGUCUCAUCAGGACGCAGAAGGUGGUCAGACUCAGGUAGACGCCGUCCUCCUCUGGUCCACUGCAGUCAGGAGUGUCUGCGCUCAUCCAGGUCUUUGUCGGCAGCCAUGAUGGGCUCCCAAAUGAUCAACCAGCAGCUUCAUAUAUUGGCUCAGCAGAAACGUGCUCUCAUCCUACAGCAGCAACAAAUACAGUCUUACUACAAGAGACACCAAGAACAUAUCAAGUCAAAGCUUCAACAGCAGCAACAGUCAGACGGUAAAGAUAAGAUGGAUUUAGAGAAAACAUCCCUGAUUAAACAAGUCCAGCGACAAGAAGACCUGUUAAAACUGCAGCAGGCUGGUCUGCUAUCUCAUACACUACCGUUUGGUUUACAUGUGCUUGAAUGCCAGAGGAUCUGGAUGGAGCAGACCAGUGGUCACUCAGAUGUGAAGAGCCUGAUGUCGGCCAGCACAGACCUGCCCCCCACGGCCCUCACAACUCCCUCUGUGGCUUUAAGGAAGACUCAGUGUGUUGACAGAUCCUUGGAUCCAGACAUGCACUCUCUCUAUGGCCAUGGCAUAUGCAGAUGGCCAGCCUGUGAAUUGGAAUGUGAGGACUUUGAAAACUUUGUCAAGCACCUGGACAGUGAGCAUGUACUGGAUGAUAAGAGCACGGCCCAGUGUCGAGUCCAGAUGCAGGUAGUGGAACAGCUGGCUCUCCAGCUGUCAAAGGAGCAGGAGCGACUGCAGGCUAUGAUGAGCCACCUCCACACACACCCCUCAGAGCCCCACACCAUCUCCUCAUCACUGAGAGAGUGGAGAGAGUCUAGCCCUCUGUACUCUGCUAAGCAGGUAAACGUGGACUCAGAAGUGGACACGGCUGCAGUGGCGCGGUCAGCAAGCCCACCCAGGGAAGCUCCACCACACAGCAAGUCCUCGCCCUCCGGCCCUCCAUCACCCCGUAGUCCAGCUCGUGACUCCAGCCUGCGCACCAUACGUCACCGACACUACAUGCGACCCCACGUUCCUCUUUGCUCAGACCUGUCUCCAGAUUAUGAGUGUUACAGGAAUGCAGACGUGCGUCCUCCCUUCACGUACGCAGCUCUCAUAAGACAGGCUAUAAUUGAGGCAUCUGACAUGCGACUAACACUGAACGAGAUUUAUCAUUGGUUCACGCGGACGUUUGCCUUUUUCAGGCGCAAUGCAGCCACGUGGAAGAAUGCAGUUCGGCACAAUCUGAGCCUGCACAAGUGUUUUGUGCGCGUGGAGAAUGUGAAGGGGGCCGUGUGGACAGUGGAUGAGAUGGAGUACCAGAAACGGAAAGCACAAAAGAUAACCAGCCUGGGAAACAGAGGUGCUCUACACUCAAAAGGACAGAGGCCAGCAGCUGACCGUACCUCUCUGCUGACGGAGAACUCAACCCCACUGAACAAGUGCUCGCCUGGUUUGAAAAAUCCAAACUCAAAGUGUGUGGAUGGCACUGGACCACCAGAGUCCUUUAGGACCCAGGAGCACACAGCCUUCCUCUCUGACAUCAAGCAGCUAACUGGCCUUGUCAAAAAGGCGGAUCCAACCCAGGAGGGCCGGUGUUGCUCUGUCCUGUCAACAGAAGGGGGUCAAGCAAGUCCAGAACCACUGAUGAAUACAGAUCAAUUCGACUGAGUGGAUCUGACUUGUCAGAUUUUUUUUAAUCCAGAUUUGGGAAGGAUUUCUUCUAGCUCCCUCAGCUGGGACUGUGCUGAUUAUCGUCACUGUGUUUUCUCACUCACCAAACUGUAACUUGAUGACUUAAUACUUGUACAUUUGUAAGACAUACAGCAUUUACUUUGUUUUGAACUGUUUUUCUGAUUACCAAUAUUGUUAAUAACUUACCAUUUUGACUGCCUGGAAUUUCCUGAUGAUGAAGCGAACAGCUCUUGUGUGUUUGAAAGUGCUAGACCUGCUUCAAAAAUGUCUCUGGUGGUGAUUGAAUGGCCUAAUAUUAGCUCUGUCUGACCAAACAUUUAUUGACUGGUCUGCCAACUAGACCAAAAAUGUUCUUUUUGUUGUGCAUAUGACUAGACACAUGCAAAGUCAUGGGUACACAAUCAUUUAUUUUAUUCUUGACGAACUGACAAAGUUAGUGUCAGUAAAGUGCUACAGUUUCCCUGUCAGCAAAGUUGACUGUUUCCCUGUUUCCCUGUUAAACCCAGUACAGUUUAGUGGUUACAUACUAACAAUAUCAGAGACAUCUUCUCCAGUUGGAUUUGGUGUGGUCACAUUCAUCUAUGUGUAGCUAUACCUGGGUGUUAAUGACAUAUUAAUGAAUGUCCUGAAGAACAUUCCUUUUAUUAACUUUGUGAGCCACUAUGUGACACAUACGUGAACCAUUUUACAGCUUGACUCAGUAAUGUUGCUUUGGAUAAAAGCGUCUGCUAAAUGCCAGUCAACUUUAACCUUAAUAUGAAACACUUACUUACAAUACUGCAGCUGUCAAAUUCUCCAGUGUAAUUAUUACAUGCCCAUGCCGUUCAUUUAGGCAAGCAGCAACUACAACAACAAUAAUUAUUAUUAAUAUUAUUUAAAGAAAGUCCAGUCUUGUAGUUUGUAAAAAAAAACAUUGCCAAUUAAAAUUUAAUUGCACUCUCAAGACAGCUUACUCUUGUGUCUUAUUGCACAGAUUGGAAUUUGUUGUACAGUUGGUUUAAAUGUGGGGAAGUUGAGGAAGUUUCUCGCUCUUGUUUAAUGCUGGCUAGUGGGGAAGUUCAUCAACCGCUAUCAUGAUUGUUUUGGACAGAUUGUGAAAUGUGAAACUUAACUCUGUACACUGAAUAAUUCAUGUCUCUGUGUUAUCACUGCUGCUGGUGUGGACUCUACUCUAUGUAAAUAAAGAUGAACCCUCUUCUUGAA